UGUCUCAUAAGACAAAUGGAAGACCUGGUUUUGCUCUGAAGGAGUAGCAAUGGCACAAACUCUGCCUCUUCCACUUUCUCAGCAUCAGGCUUCCCACCCCCACCGUCGUCUCAUGGAACGUCCCUGUCUAGACCACGCAUCUGGACUUUGGCGACGCAUUAAGAAAUCAAAGGAAGGGAGCAUCAAGUUGCAUUCCCUCCCGGAGCCACCAGGGGUCACGCUCCUCCGCGCAGAAGCGCCGGCCAACGCAGCCUGACUCUGUUGCCGGUGCGCGCCCUUCUCUGAUUGGUGGCACGGCAAAGAAGUCGCGCUUUGAUUGGGCCGCUGUCAGGUGUCGCUGCCGGCAGGUUCGGCUGCGCGAGCUGAGGGAGGCGGGACUCAACAGUAGCCUUCCUUGAGGACCUGCCUUUCCCAUUUGCUGCCUGAAGUUAAUGUUUCUUGCUGGCCAAAUCAGGGACAUGCAGGCAUUAGCGGGAUGAGUGGGUGUUCCGGCAGGGAUGUGGUCAUUGACGGCCAGUGAGGGCGAGAGUACCACUGCCCACUUCUUCCUUGGAGCUGGAGAUGAGGGGCUGGGCACCCGUGGAAUAGGCAUGAGGCCAGAAGAGAGUGACAGCGAGCUCCUUGAGGACGAGGAGGAUGAAGUGCCUCCUGAACCUCAGAUCAUUGUUGGCAUCUGUGCCAUGACCAAGAAAUCCAAGUCCAAGCCAAUGACUCAAAUCCUAGAGCGACUCUGCAGAUUUGACUACCUGACUGUUAUCAUUCUGGGAGAAGAUGUAAUCCUUAAUGAACCUGUGGAAAACUGGCCAUCCUGCCACUGUCUCAUCUCUUUCCACUCCAAAGGCUUCCCUCUGGACAAAGCUGUUGCUUACUCCAAGCUUCGAAACCCCUUUCUUAUCAAUGAUCUGGCCAUGCAGUAUUACAUCCAAGAUAGGAGGGAGGUGUACCGGAUCCUGCAGGAAGAGGGUAUUGAUCUGCCUCGAUAUGCUGUGCUCAACCGUGAUCCUGCCCAGCCUGAUGAAUGCAACCUGAUAGAAGGUGAAGACCAAGUAGAGGUCAAUGGAGCUGUCUUUCCCAAGCCCUUUGUGGAGAAGCCAGUGAGUGCAGAAGACCACAAUGUUUACAUCUACUACCCCAGCUCAGCUGGAGGAGGAAGCCAGCGUCUCUUUCGUAAGAUUGGCAGCCGAAGCAGUGUUUACUCUCCUGAGAGCAGCGUCCGAAAGACGGGGUCGUACAUCUAUGAGGAAUUUAUGCCAACAGAUGGCACAGAUGUCAAGGUGUAUACAGUGGGGCCAGAUUAUGCCCAUGCUGAAGCUAGAAAGUCUCCAGCUUUGGAUGGGAAGGUUGAACGAGACAGUGAGGGGAAAGAGAUUCGAUAUCCAGUCAUGCUGACUGCCAUGGAAAAGCUGGUGGCCAGGAAAGUCUGCGUAGCUUUCAAGCAAACAGUUUGUGGGUUUGACCUUCUUCGUGCCAAUGGUCAUUCCUUUGUGUGUGAUGUCAAUGGUUUUAGUUUUGUCAAGAACUCGAUGAAAUACUAUGAUGACUGUGCCAAGAUUCUGGGGAAUACCAUAAUGCGGGAGCUUGCCCCACAGUUCCAGAUUCCAUGGUCCAUCCCCACAGAGGCUGAGGACAUUCCCAUUGUUCCUACCACAUCUGGCACUAUGAUGGAACUUCGUUGUGUCAUUGCAAUUAUUCGUCAUGGGGAUCGUACUCCUAAGCAGAAGAUGAAGAUGGAAGUGAAACACCCAAGGUUUUUUGCUCUGUUUGAAAAACAUGGUGGCUACAAGACAGGGAAAUUAAAACUCAAGCGACCUGAGCAGCUCCAGGAGGUGCUGGAUAUCACAAGGCUGUUGUUGGCUGAACUGGAGAAAGAACCAGGUGGUGAGAUCGAGGAGAAGACUGGAAAACUAGAGCAGCUGAAGUCUGUAUUGGAGAUGUAUGGUCACUUCUCAGGUAUAAACCGGAAGGUACAAUUGACUUACUACCCUCAUGGAGUAAAAGCGUCUAAUGAGGGGCAAGAUCUACAGAGGGAGGCUCUGGCCCCAUCUCUGUUGCUGGUACUGAAGUGGGGUGGAGAACUCACUCCUGCUGGCCGUGUUCAGGCUGAGGAGCUGGGGCGAGCUUUUCGCUGCAUGUACCCUGGAGGACAGGGUGACUAUGCUGGCUUCCCUGGUUGUGGGCUGCUUCGUCUCCAUAGCACUUUCCGCCACGACCUCAAGAUCUAUGCCUCUGAUGAGGGUCGUGUUCAGAUGACUGCUGCUGCCUUCGCCAAGGGCCUUCUGGCUCUAGAAGGGGAGCUGACACCUAUUUUGGUGCAAAUGGUGAAGAGUGCCAACAUGAAUGGGCUACUGGACAGCGAUGGGGAUUCUUUGAGCAGCUGCCAGCACCGGGUGAAGGCUCGGCUGCACCAUAUUUUACAGCAGGAUGCGCCCUUUGGCCCUGAGGACUACGACCAGCUGGCUCCCACCAGAAGUAUUUCCCUGCUCAACUCCAUGACUAUCAUCCAGAAUCCUGUGAAGGUCUGUGAUCAGGUAUUUGCCCUGAUCGAAAACCUCACCCACCAGAUCCGGGAACGAAUGCAGGACCCCAGGUCUGUAGACCUGCAGCUCUACCACAGUGAGACACUAGAGCUAAUGCUACAGCGUUGGAGCAAGCUGGAGCGUGACUUUCGACAGAAGAGUGGGCGCUAUGAUAUCAGUAAGAUCCCUGACAUCUAUGACUGUGUCAAGUAUGAUGUGCAGCACAAUGGGAGUCUGGGACUUCAAGGCACAGCCGAGUUGCUCCGUCUCUCUAAGGCAUUGGCUGAUGUGGUCAUUCCCCAGGAGUACGGGAUCAGCCGGGAGGAGAAACUGGAAAUUGCUGUGGGCUUCUGUCUUCCACUGUUGCGGAAGAUACUGCUUGACCUGCAGAGAACCCACGAGGAUGAGUCUGUCAACAAGCUGCAUCCCCUGUACUCCCGAGGCGUGCUCUCCCCAGGUCGCCACGUUCGAACACGUCUCUAUUUCACCAGUGAGAGCCACGUCCACUCCCUACUCAGUGUCUUCCGUUAUGGAGGACUUCUUGAUGAGACCCAGGAUGCACAAUGGCAGCGAGCUUUGGAUUAUCUUAGUGCCAUCUCAGAGCUUAACUAUAUGACCCAGAUUGUCAUCAUGCUUUAUGAGGACAACACACAGGAUCCCUUAUCAGAGGAACGGUUCCAUGUGGAGCUACACUUCAGCCCUGGAGUGAAAGGUGGUGAGGAAGAAGGCAGUGCCCCAACUGGCUGUGGAUUCCGUCCAGCCUCUUCUGAGAAUGAGGAAAUGAAAACCAACCAAGGCAGUAUGGAGAACCUGUGUCCAGGAAAGGCAUCAGAUGAGCCAGACCGGGCAUUGCAGACUUCACCCCAGCCUCCUGAGGGCCCUGGCCUCCCAAGGAGAUCACCCCUCAUUCGUAACCGAAAAGCUGGUUCCAUGGAGGUCAUGAACAUGCAGUGCACGGGGAACCUGGACCUCAUCCCCUUGCGGGGACGGCGCCGCAGGAGGUCGGGAGACCUCCCCCGGCCUUCCCCAGCCAUCGGCCUACAGCCCCGGGCUGUGUCCACCACUCACCUGGCAUCCUGCACACAGGUACUUUCUGAGACUUCAUCCUCAAGGCCUGGUGGCUACCGGCUCUUUUCAUCUUCACGGCCACCCACAGAAAUGAAGCAGAGUGGCUUAGGCUCACAGUGCACAGGGCUGUUCAGCACCACAGUGCUGGGUGGCUCCUCCAGCGCCCCGAAUCUUCAGGACUACGCCCGCAGCCAUGGCAAAAAGCUACCACCUGCCAGUCUGAAGCACCGAGAUGAGCUCUUGUUUGUCCCGGCCGUAAAACGAUUUUCUGUGUCGUUUGCAAAGCAUCCGACUAACGAGCUGCUGGAUGACCAGCACCCUGUGGUCCGGUUGCUGCGCAGUUUUUCCUCUGACUGUACAGGGGGCCGGCCAGUCUCCUUGGAUGCCACGCUGGCGCAUCACCUGCACCAGUGCUCCUACCACCUGCGCCUCUUCCGGAACUGGCUGCGCUCAGGCCAGGAUGAUCCCGAGUGCCUCUACGGAUUUGAAGGGUGUUCCAUGGUGCCCACCAUCUACCCUCUGGAAACACUGCAUAAUGCCCUUUCCCUACGUCAAGUGAGUGAAUUCUUGAGUAGAGUCUGCCAGCGCCACACUGAUGCCCAGGCACAGGCAUCUGCAGAAACACCAAAAACCCUCUUUGAUUCCAUGCACAGCAGCCAGGCCUCAGAUAACCCAUUUUCUCCACCACGUACUCUUCAUUCACCUCCCCUGCAACUCCAGCAGCGCUCUGAGAAGCCCCCUUGGUACAGCAGUGGCCCUUCUAGCACUGUGUCCAGUGCUGGUCCUUCUUCCCCUACUACAGUAGAUGGUAACUCCCAAUUUGGCUUCAGCGAUCAACCCUCCCUAAAUUCACACGUGACUGAAGAACAUCAAUGCCUUGGGCUGCUCCGGGAGACCCCUGGGAAUGGAGCACAAGAGCUCUCCAUAGAAGGGAAACAAGAGAUUUUUGAACCAAAUCAGUCCCCACAGGUGCCACCUGUGGAAACCAGCCAGCCAUACGAGGAGGUGGCUGAGGAGGUCAGCCAGCCAUGUCAGGAGGUCCCUGACAUCAGCCAGUCAUGCCAGGACAUUUCUGAGGCGCUCAGCCAGCCAUGUCAGGAGGUCCCUGACAUCAGCCAGCAAUGCCAGGAGAACCAUGACAAUGGUAACCACACAUGCCAGGAGGUCCCUCAGAUCAGCCAGCCGUGCCAGAAGGCCAGCCAACUGUGCCAGAAAGUCUCUGAGGAAGUUUGCCAGCUAUGUCUGGAGAACCCCGAGGAGGUCAGCCAGCCAUGCCAGGGGGUCUCUGUGGAGGCUGGCAAGCUGGUCCAUAGGUCCCACGUAGGGGUUGGUGGCUUGGUCCAGGAAACCCCUGUAGAAGUUGGCAGCCCAGCUGAAGAGAUCCCUGAGGAGGUCAGCCAGCCAUACCAGGAGUUCUCUGUGGAGGUUGGCAGGCUGGCCCAGGAGCCUUCUGCGAUCAGUCUGUUAUCUCAGGGCAUCCCUGAGAUUGAUAAACCAUCCCAAGAGUUCCCUGAGGAGAUUGAUCUGCAGGCCCAGGAGGUCCCUGAGGAGAUAAAUUAGAAGUCCUGGGUGGUCCCUGAGGUGAUCCAUCAGCUGCCUGGAGAGGGUAUUCCUCAAGCCCAGCAUCUAUCUAGUGAUCCAAACCCUCAGAGCCAGUCUCUAGCCCAUGACCAGCACUCACCCCUUCCACCAGCAACAUGUGAUUAAUUUUCUCAUUAGUGGUGUCACACUAUACCAGCCAUUUGAGCCAGCAACCUUUUCUGUUGGCUAACUCACUGGCCAGCUCUCACCAGCAGUGUCUGGGGAAGUAGUUCUCUUGGUAUGAAGCAUACCUGUGCCAGAGCUGUGCUUAAGGAGGAGCCAGUUUUAGGUUCAAAGAAGCCAUUGGCUCUUCACCUAACCAUUAGACUUGAAUAGGAUUUCCUUGGGGUGGGUUGGUCUCUCAUUACCCAGCCUUCUCUGAGCAUCCUAGGAAAUCAUAGAUUGUUAAAGGAAAUGCUGCUUCAUCUGGGGACAGCAAAUGCAAAAGAGGGGACUCUAGGGUCUUCACUUUUCUGGGGAAAUAGUCACGACUUCUCAAGGUAUGCUUAGACCAUAUGUGCAUUCGGGGGACUCUUGUCUUUGCCAGCACUCCUCAGGUGAGCCCGGGAUGGCUAUCUGAAAUGUAUGGAAAAUACAGUCCCCUCCCCAAACAUCUGUCAUGGCCACUAAAUCUUUAGACUUGCCUUAUAGAUCUUUCCAUAUCAUCCCCAAGUGCCCCUUCUGCCUCAGUCCUGUUCCUCUGGGCAAUAGCUCUAGGGAAAAGUAGGUAUUAAACUGCUGUACAAAAUUCAAAGCAACUACUUAAAAUGCUCUAGAGGAUUCUUAGCCAGUCUGUGAAACUGGGCCUCCCUCUGUGGUGGGCUGUUUGGCUUAGGAGAUGCUGUAGUAGUAGAGAUAAUCAGGUUCUAUUUUAAGCAAUGAGCAGAGAUCAGUAUUGUACAGAUACAAGCAAAGGUUUAAUAAAUAAAUAUAUAUAUACACAUAUAGAUGUGUGUGUGUGUGUGUAUAUAUAUAUAUAUAUUUCUGUAGUUGUGCCAGGGACAGACUGGCCAAAGACCAAACACUCCAGGGUCCCCAAGAAAUUUGUCCUUAUAUCAUUGUAUCUGAGGGCCAGAUAUGAUUAUGAAGCUUUUUCCAAAGAUCCAGGGAUGGGAAUGGGAGUGGGUAGGAGGGGUAAUACGGUCAUUGGAGUCAGGGGCCGGAACAUUAUGAGUGCUCAAUAAAUAUGAAAUAAUGAGAA
Molecule: messenger RNA, 6366 nt
Organism: Macaca mulatta (Rhesus monkey)
Lineage: Eukaryota; Metazoa; Chordata; Mammalia; Primates; Cercopithecidae
Source: RefSeq, a predicted model, not a curated record